CUCCUCCCCCUCCGCUCUCCCGGCCUCCUCUCUAUGGUGCGGGGCGGCGCGGUCACGUGGCUCGCGCAGGCCGGAAGGAGCCGGGCAGCGGCGGCUAAAUGAAGCGGGGGGUCGGACGGGGCGGCGCGGCUCGGCCCGCUUGAAACCAGCCAAAAAUUUACCUUGCUCUCAGGCUACCAGAAGACAAGUUAACCGCCUGCAGGCAGAAAGUGAGGACUGAAGCUCUUCUGUCAGCGUAGGUUGAAGAGUGCAAGUUCCUUUCUAGAUGGACCAGACUUGCCAAUGGAGAAUGCCAUCUUCACAGUAGUCUUACGGCUUAUCAAUUGCUUUCGGAUUUGAACAGCAGUGGUUUAGUUGGCAUUGGGCAAAGCACCAGUUCCUCUUGCUAGCCUGACUGCCAUGCCUGGGCAUUGAUGCUUCUGGGUGCAGCUGUUUAAAAUGGCAGAGAGAGGUGGGAAUGAAGAGGUAAUUCACUUGAACAGCUUCCGUAGCCACAGAGGGAAAGACUGGAUAAACCACAGAGACGAAGGUCUUAUCACAAUAUCGGAUUCCUCGGAUGAAGAAUUACCUUUGUUGCUGGAAACGCCGGCCCAGCAGCGGCGCGAGGAAGAUGACGAUGAUGUAGUCAUCUUGGCAGAGACCCCAAAGCAUCAGCAGCUUCUGCGUCCUAAUGUCAUCAGACCUGCUGCUCAGUGGCAGGGUGCAAACACUAUAGGAGAAGGAGGAUCUAAAGGUGCCGUAGGGCCCUUGAGGAGCAUAUAUCUGCAAGAUGAGAUCUCAACUCUGCUGUGCCAGAGAGACCGGUAUAAUCGUAUGGUGGAGAGCAGUGCUGGACCAAGCAGGGAUGAGAACAUGAACCUUGCCUUGCAGCAGCCUGGACCCUCUGAGCCUAAUGGCCCCAGAUUUGAAAUUAGGAGCAACCAGGAGCCUGGACCCAGUUUGUUUCCAGCAAUAAAGACAAGUCCGCAGCUUGUUAACAGGGGUGUCAUUAAUCUGGAGAAAGCAGAUUUUCCACCACAAGCGAAGGAAAAGGUGGAAGCCCAGGGCUGGCAAGGAGAGGACUUGGAGCCAGAGCCCUUACAGAACCUCAGAGGAACAGCUGCUGCCGCCCCCGUGGGUGGGCAGGUGAUCCAAGAGAACAGCCAGGUGGAUCACCCACAUGUCCAGCCAUCGGAAAGCAAGCCGCAUGCUGUAGUAAAUGGCUGUGCUCCUCAGCAAGGCCAGCCGGAAGCAGACCCAGGAUCUCUGAGGGCUUAUGGAGAGGAGGCUCCUGGGCCAGCCUUCCCUAGACCUGAACCACAGCAGGAUGGGAUUCCAGGUCCUGCUUCGCCCCAGCCAGCUCAUCCACCAGAAGAAACGAGAGGUCAGCAGGCAGCAAUGGACAAUGAACAGCCAGGCCCGGCAUUCCCAGGGCAGGACUCGCAUGAACUUGGCUCUAGUAAUGUGCCAGAACAAGGAGCUGCUGGGCAGGAGCAAGACCUCACUGCACUGCUCAUCAGAGAGACGGAAGCAAGAUUCCCUGAUGUGAAGAAGGAAUAUAUUGAAGAGCUAAUCAGCAUCAAGAACUGCUAUGACUUAAAUGUACUUUGUAACUUUCUCCUGGAAAAUCCAGAUUACCCAAAGAAGGAAGGCAGAGUGGUUUUAAAUCCCAGCAGCAGCCUGCUUGCCAGCCAAGAUGAGACAAAGGUGCCUAAAGUGGACUACUUUGACUUUUCCAAACUUGCCCCACUUGAUCAGCGGUGCUUUAUUCAAGCAGCUGACCUCCUUAUGGCAGACUUCAAAAUGCUGAGCAGUCAGGACAUUAAGUGGGCACUGCACGAACUCAAAGGACACUAUGCAAUCACGCGAAAGGCCUUUUCUGAUGCCAUCAAGAAAUGGCAGGAGCUGUCUCCAGAAACCAGUGGGAAAAGAAAAAGGAGGAAAGAAAUGAAUCAGUUUUCAUAUAUAGAUUUCAAAUUUGAGCAAGGUGAUGUGAAAAUUGAGAAGCGGAUGUUCUUCCUGGAGAAUAAGAGACGGCACUGGAGGUCCUAUGACCGGCUCUCACUUCUCCCACCGGUGCUCCUAGAACAGGAAUUCUAUGAGCAGAAAGUUAAAGAGAUGGCAGAGCAUGCAGAUUUUCUCCUUGCUCUGCAGAUGAACGAGGAGCAGUAUCAGAAGGAUGGUCAGAUGAUAGAGUGCCGCUGCUGUUACGGGGAGUUUGCAUUUGAAGAGCUAACGCAGUGUGCAGACGGUCACUUGUUCUGCAAGGAGUGCCUAAUUAAAUAUGCUCAGGAGGCAGUCUUUGGCUCUGGGAAGUCAGAGCUCAGCUGCAUGGAAGGGAGUUGCACGUGUUCAUUCCCCACCAGCGAGCUGGAGAAGGUGCUUCCAGAGAACAUCCUUUGUAAAUACUAUGAGCGGAAAGCUGAGGAGGAGGUGGCUGCUGCCUGUGCAGAUGAGCUUGUCAGGUGUCCAUUCUGUAACUUCCCUGCUCUACUGGACAAUGAUGUGAAGCGGUUCAGCUGUCCUAAUCCCCGCUGCAGAAAGGAAACUUGUCGAAAGUGUCAGGGGCUGUGGAAGGAGCACAUGAACCUCACCUGUGAGCAACUGGCUGAGAAAGAUGACAUCAAAUACAGGACAUCUAUAGAAGAAAAAAUGACAGCCGCCCGAAUUAGAAAAUGCCACAAGUGUGGGACUGGCCUAAUUAAAUCGGAGGGUUGCAACCGCAUGUCCUGUCGCUGCGGUGCUCAGAUGUGCUACCUCUGCCGAGCUGCCAUUAACGGGUAUGACCACUUCUGCCAACACCCCCGGUCGCCCGGGGCACCCUGCCAGGACUGUGCAAAGUGCUCUCUCUGGACAGAUCCCACGGAAGAUGAUGAGAAGAUAAUCCAAGAGAUUCAGAAAGAGGCUGAAGAGGAGCAAAGGAAGAAAAAUGGAGAGAACAGUUUCAAGCGGAUCGGCCCUCCUGUGGAAAAGCCCAUGGAGAAGAUCCAGAGAGUUGAAGUCAUCCCCAGACCUGUUCCUCAGAACCUCCACCAGCCCCGAAUGCCUCCUUACCCCUUCGUGCACCCUCCCUUCCCGCUGCCUCCUGUCCGUCCCAUGUACAAUAACAUCCCCCUCAACAUAGGGCCCAUCCCUGCUCCCUACGUGCCCCCCUUGCCUAACAUGAGGGUGAACUAUGAUUUUCCCCAGAUCAACGUUCAGCUGGAGCACAACUUGCCUAUGCACUUUGGUCCUCAGCCUCGACACCGGUUCUGACCUGGUUCAAAUAGCACUCGGAGUAGAGUCACUGCAGGGCAAAGCCACCCCCGUAAUCCCAGCCCUCUUCCUGCUUCGGCCACUCUCGUUUUAGCCAGCUGCAAGGGGAACUGCUCCGUCUCACACGUACCUGCACUGCACCCGUAUCUGUAGCUCCUCUGAACCUUUGCAGUCAAACAUUUUGACCUGUGCUGGAACAGGGCUUGGUGCUGCAUUUCCAAGGGUCUCUUCCUAUGCUGGGCAUCCAGAUGCUUUGAUUUGGCAAAGACUGUUCAGCCAGCUGCUGAGGGGAAAGCGGCGUUUGCGGAGCGCAGGGACGCAGCGGUUCCUUGGGGGCGGCACGGCUUUCUAAAAAUCCCGCCUUCCUGUCGGUUAGAGCAGCUGCCCACGCAGUCAAGGCUGAGUCUUGGGAAAGGGAGGGGAGACUUGGCAUCUGAAUAAGACCUUCAGUAACGAAAUACUAGGACUUGGCUGCCCCAGCCUUCCGCCUGGGAAGCGGCAUGAGGCUGGGGGUCAGAGAUGGUGAUAUUUCCAUGCUUUCCAGUAUCCCUGUACCCUGCUAUCAUUCCCCAGCAGAAAGAAGUGUUGAAAACAACUAAAUCUAGCAUAUUUGGCAUUUAUCAUCCUGCAAGGGGAGUCAUGGGAUGCAGAAGGCAUCUCGUUGCCAGGUACUGCUCAGAUCGCGGUAGGAGGCCCAGAGCCAUGUUCUCUCUCAGGGCUUUAAGAAGUAACAGAAGACUCAGCACCUUAAUUUUGGGGAACUGAAAUUGCCCCCUUCAAAGAACUCAGUUUUUUUCCCAGAGGUGGGUUCCUCUCAGCUUCCAAAAUGUGGCCUUAGGGUUUGUUCUGAUCUGGGCAUCCCAAAUCCCCGUCUGCUUCUGGCAGCAGUCAUCAAGCAGUUGGUAGAAGCCCCCGGAGCACAAGUGGCAUACUUCAUUACAAAACUGCUUGGGCAGAUACCCAGUUAGAUGCGUAACCAGUUGUGUGUGCUGUGUGUGCUGUUGCAUAAAAAUUAGUAACUACCUGUGUAGUUAUGCACGCGGGCAGCUGUAAGCCUAGAGCCCUCCGUUAGUUAAAAUCACUGCAGUCGAACAGGCGACUGUUGUCUUGUGCUGUAGGAAGCUGGCUGCUUCCCGAAUGCUUAAUAACUUCUGAAAAUGUGUAUUUUGAUUUAAUUGGCUUCAGAAGACUGUUAAGGGCAAACAUAAGUAUUGCUGGGCUUAGGAAGUGAGGAUUAGGAAAGCGAAACUUCCUUGUAAGAAGCAGGGGGUGUAAUCGCUGCCUGCGCUUAGAGGAGGUGCUGGGCCUGGGAGAGGAGCGUUAAUGCAAAGCCCUUUCUGCGUAGGCUGUUACUGUGCUGUCCGGUACAGCCCCCCUUUCGGAGAGAAAAUGGUUGGAGGGAGAAAGCCUCCUCCCAGAAGUGCUGGACUAGUUUUCACCAGCCCAACUCUGCAGUGUUUUCCCCAAAUUGCUUGGUCUGCCCUGCAUCCUGCUCUUCCCUGCUGAGAGCCAGCUCAGCGCAUUCCCCCUGUGUUUUUUUUCCCCCCCUAUAUAUUAACAUCCAGGUGUCUAUUGGUUUUGUUUGUUUUUCAGGUAAAACUCCCUGCCUCUGCCUCGUGACUUCUGUCAAAUCCUCCCUAGCUCGCGCCUCUCCGUAACCACCGUGCUGCGUCCGCUUGGCUGCUGAGCAAGCGAUGAAGGGAGAGACGCGUUGCGGUGCCGUGGGCGGAGGACGGGGCGGAGGACGGGGCAGAGCCGGGCUGUCGGUGGGACAUCCCGGGAGAGGGGCCGGGGCAGCCUCCCUGCUGGCAGCGGGAUCAGAGCCUCCGGGACGGUUUCACAGAAGGGACGUCCCCGCUUUUUGGAGCGGGUGCAGCCAUCUCCCCGCUCCCAGACACUUCCUAUAGACUGAAACGCACCCGCGAAGCCGCCUGUUCCCCUUCCCCAGUACCGUCGUCUCUAGCAUUAAUAACCAAGUGGUUAUUCACUUGCUGCUAAUUUUUUUUUUUUUUUUAAUUUAUUUCUGGAAGUAGUCCAGGGACCGUAGUGGCUUCUCGAUUGCUGCUCAGCUGGGUCUUAGCCAGGUUUCAAUCCUACCUUAUACCAACUGCUUCGUGUAGUAGCCAGGAGCAGUGGUGUCACGUUGGAUUUAGGGUGGGCAGAGAUUUUACCCGGAGCUGUGGUCAGAGUGAGCAGGGUCGGCUUCCCAUCAGAGAAGGGGAAUCCUGUCCUUAAACAGCCAAGAUCUGGCAGGAUUAAGGGCUGGCUUGGACUGAGCUUUCCAGGCUCUGUCCCCGGCUGGGUGGCACUUGUGCUCCAGUGCCCGCCCGUGCAUACGUGGGUCAGGGGCCGCGGUGGGCUGAGAAGCCUGGGGGACAGCUUGGCUGCUCGGCUGGGAGCCCCGGCUGAAGCAAACCAGCCCAUGGAAGAAAAUUGGCCUCCCCAUCUCCGUCUUGCUCACGGAGUGGUCAUUGCUCACUGAAAUCCGCUGAUAAAGCAGGUACUAACCGUAGCACCCGGUGCUUUGUGGCGAGCGUGCGGCCGUGGCGGUGCUGCGUGGGGCCCCCUCCAUCCCGCGUAGCAGGCACGGUUGCUUUAAUGGCAGGGAAGACACCUCCCCCAAGGAAGUCAGCAAUGCCACGUCUUCCCGAGUCUCAGGCUGGUCUCCAUAGAUAACGUGCUGCUGUAAUGCAGGUCUGAGCUGGCAGCGAGGACAACCAGCUCUGUGCUUCCCUGCUUGUCUUGGCUGGUCAGACUUGACUUUAUCUGGUCUCUGGCUUACACAGAGGACCGAAGUGGGAGGCUGGUCUUGCACGGAGGAGCGGUUUCAUUGCACUGCCCCUUCUUGCAGUUAGUUUACUAGAGCACUAGUAAAAAUCAUGAUCUACUUCAACCUUGUGAUAUAUAUGUCUAUAGAUACCCAGCUAUGAAGAGUUGAGCCUUGGCAGAGAGAAGUGCAGAGAUGGAAGGAGGAGCAGCGGGUAGAGUUGCGAGGGAAGUGCCAUGUCCAGGUCUGCCUUCUGGCUGGGCUCAGCGCUGCUGCUUUGCUGGGUCUUCCCCCGGCCUCUGCCCACCCAGAGCCUUUGCAGAAGGUGAGUUCAGGUGCAGCAUCUCCAUACGAGCAAGUUCUGCUGCUGUGGAGCAGUGGCCAGGGUCCUGGGAGGGGCCUGUGCAGUUGGGAGAAACAUUUCCCCCCUAUCCUUUCAAAAUUAUGAGCUUAUCUGGCAUCUGAGAGAAGAGAAAUCCGUGCUUGGUCCCUUCAUGUCCUUUCCAGAGCUCCUGCCAGCCCAGAGAGAUCUGCUUGGCUCCCCGUGCAGCCCAUGGGCUGCCUUGGGGCCCCUGCUGUAUCUGUCAGUGCUUCUCUUGCCAAGAAAAUACUCAAAAAUAGUCAAAUUGUCAAAAGCUUUGGCUAAAAAUUACCCCGUGGCCAAAGGAGAGUGUGGCUGCUCCUUCCUGCUAGCGCGAGAGGCUCUGAGCAGUUGUGGGCUCUGGUACUGGUUGGGUUCAUGUUGACGUGUAAAAAAACAACACUCUUCCUGCACAACCAACAGAAAAAAAAAUAUGUUUUGGACUCUACAUCCCAACCCCUCUUCUACCCUGCAGCCCUUCGUUAGAUCCGUUGCCUGUUGAAGGGGGACAGGGAGGUUGCUGUGCCCAGGUAGAUCUUAUAACAGGUACUUAAUGUGGUUAUUUGCAGUGUCCCAUUUUACUUGCCUUAAAGGUGGAGAGAGAAACUUAGUAUUUGCACUUAGCAAAACAUUAUAUUAAAAGAAAAGAAACCCUGUAAAGAUGUGCAUGUUCUGCAACUUUGUAUAACAAUAGCCGGAAAUAAAUAGGUGGUUUAUUAAAAAAAUAUUUUUCUUUACCUUCUGGUAGUAAACUGUUCUAAUAUUCAGUGUGUAAAAAGUUCCUGUAUUAUAUUGUAAUUUGAAUUUUUGUAAAUAAAUUUGUGCACUCUGGCUUUCA
Molecule: messenger RNA, 7200 nt
Organism: Dromaius novaehollandiae (emu)
Lineage: Eukaryota; Metazoa; Chordata; Aves; Casuariiformes; Dromaiidae
Gene: RNF216
Product: ring finger protein 216
Exons: 19
Coding region: 439-3234 (931 amino acids)
Biological process (GO): proteasome-mediated ubiquitin-dependent protein catabolic process; protein linear polyubiquitination
Cellular component (GO): LUBAC complex
Molecular function (GO): zinc ion binding; ubiquitin binding; ubiquitin-protein transferase activity
Source: RefSeq, a predicted model, not a curated record